Messenger RNA from Ruditapes philippinarum (Manila clam), 1905 nucleotides. RefSeq lists its product as uncharacterized. Lineage: Eukaryota; Metazoa; Mollusca; Bivalvia; Venerida; Veneridae. The record is from RefSeq and is a predicted model, not a curated record. Bases 85 to 1812 code for a protein of 575 amino acids. The transcript has 22 exons.
AAUUAGCACUCUUAUCUAUUCGGUCUACUUUAUCAAAAUCUUAGUCGUUGACCAUUCGACAAUUUGAGAAUGAAAAGUUAAGACAUGUGGUCCCCUGUGUUAUUUUGCUUUGCUGCACUGAUUGCUAGUGCAUCAACCUUAGAUUACAGUCACUGCACAAAGAGGCAUGAAUAUAACGUGCUUUAUGAUCUUACAAGGCACAAUACGUGUAUGGACGUGAAAACAAUGUUCAACCUGAUUCAUGACAUUCAUCACGACGAAAAUAAGCCGUCAUGUCGGAGACACAUAAUUCGAGUUUUAGCAAGUCAUUUUGGUCCCAAUGCAACCACUCCAAACACAUGUAACUGUCACGGUAAACUGGAUCUAGUGCAAUAUCAUACACACGUUCAUGAUGGUACCGUGGAUCACAAGGACUCCUGUAUGAAGGACCAUGAUCCGUAUAGAAUUUUGUACAACCAGUUCUUCGAGUCAUCCCAUCACCAUGCAGGUCACUGCAGGACACAUGAUUCAGUUUGGUUUAAUCUUGACAGGAUUAAUCGGGACGGUGACGACCAUGACGGAUGUCAACAAGACUUCAUGUUUCAUCUCAGGUACUCUUUCGAACACCAUUCUGAUCACUGUAGAUGCGACGAGAUUCCAGUCACUUCAACGCACUCAACUACACUCUCUACAACGAAGCAAACGACAAGCCCUACAACACAUCCGACGACACGCCCUACAACACAUCCAACGACCAACCCAACAUCAAGUCUAACUACACAUCCUGCCGGACACCAUAUUUCUCACGAUAUUCUUUGUCUUAAUUUUGAUAGUUUUAGAAAACUGCUUCAUCUUGGGGCAGAAAAUGGCUGCUUGAGUGCAAAUUCAGUAUGGCACUACCUGCAUGACCUUCAAGUCAAAGAUCCUGAGUGUCGAAAGAUAAUACAAAAUUACCUCGUCACAAAAUACAAAAAUAACAACUCUAGCUCUCACGAUAGCGGAAUAUGUACAUGUCAUGAACAAACACCGCUUGUUGAUCAUAAAUUGUAUCAUUUGAGAAACGGAAGUCACGGUCUUUGUCAUAAAAACGAUGCCGCAUAUUCCAAUAUUGCAACCGAAUAUUUCUCGCACAUUCACGAACAUGGAUGCCAGAAUCAUGACAGCUUGUGGCAAAAACUUGGAGGAGUGAACAACCACUGUAGUUUGUACGACAACGGCUCUUGUACUCAAUGGAAAGACUGUCAAUUUGAACUUAUCAUUAGAGCUACUCUUCAGUACCCAACUGAUGAUUCGGACCCAUGCGUCUGUUCUAAAGGACUUGCGACUAAAACGUCAACAACUACGCCAUCCACAACUUCAUUUAUAUCCCAAACUGUCCCGACAUAUACAGCAACAUCAACACAGCGUGUGCUUCAGGCUCCAAAAAUCCAGUUUACUUGCGACAAAAUGAAAGUGAUCGAGAGUGUUGCAGGCUUGGUGGUAACAACACAUGUAAAUUCAAGUUAUUGCUUUCCACACACACAGAGUACUGAUGACGCAAUUCUUCUCUCGUGGUGUAACAUGACGUCACCCAGUUCUUGGAAAAAAGGAGCCAAUAUUAUGGUUGACUGUGAGUCAAGUUCUCCACGUAUACCAACAUAUAUCCCGAUAGCAACAUUUGAUGAGGAUAGGUACUUUGCCACCGGAGCUCAGUCUGGCAUAUUCCUCGGCUGUUCCGACGUUGGUAUCAAGAUGGUGAUUCAAAAAUGUAACGGUGUACCAGAAAUUGUUCACAUUGAUCACGGAACUUUCCAAAGUAAUCCAAGAAAUUAUUAUGUAAUUGUUACAAAUUGAUAAUUGAUGCAUGUGUCCUUUAAGACACUAGUAUCAGUUUUUCUGUUAAUUGAUUAAAAGAAAUGUACGUCAAAAUAAAGUUCAAUGAAUCAA